Molecule: messenger RNA, 1959 nt
Organism: Knipowitschia caucasica
Lineage: Eukaryota; Metazoa; Chordata; Actinopteri; Gobiiformes; Gobiidae
Source: the annotation of a GenBank genome assembly
AUGGACAGAAACUACCCGUGCUCAGGCUUUGCGGACGGGCUGGCUCCCCCAGCACAAAGCGCAGCGUCUUGGGCCUAUGAGCGCAGUCCUGCGAGUGUGAAGCCGAGCAUCAGUUAUGGCUCGACACACAUUGACACGGAGAAUCUUCAUCGACAAAUCUACACUGCCUCCCAUCAGCUGCCCAACUACACUACCACACACCUUCCUGCAGCAGGAACACUUGAUACAAAUCAUACUUCUGAGACCUCCAUUAUGAGCUUCUUGUCAGCCAUGGAGUCCAGAAGUCUUCAGGCAGGACCUGUCAGCGCCUCACUGCUCCCUCCUUUUCGACCACCAUCUUGGCCAGCUGGCACCAAUUCUACUACAGAGCUGUACCUGACUGGUGCCCUACCAUCUACUGCCACUUUCCCAUCUACUGCCGCUCUUAUGUCUUAUCAACAUGCCAGUGCCUACCCCACCAGAAGCUGUGCUGCUAAUUCUCCCCCAGCUCUUCAGGACCCUGCCUUCAGCACUUCUACAAGUGGCCUGUUUCUCUCUCCUCACGACCCCCUUCUACAUCUCAAACAUAGUCAGACCAUGCUACCUGCAGCUUUGGCCUUUUCUGCACCUUCUUUAGGUUCCACUUUACCAGUCCAAUCCUCCACGUACCGCUCGGCUCAGGAGUCCGCCCCUCACCUCCUUCAACCACAGUUCAGCCUCCUGACCCAUGGACCUACACAGCAAUAUGGCUCUACUGUUUUUUCAGGUGCUGCCCCUGAGAAGGCCUCUGUGACCGCACCUUCCCCGCUGGCCACACAGCUGCCGAGUGUGGCUUUGGAAGGACUCACAGAUGAUGAGCUUUCUGACAGCGGAGGAGAGGGAAUGUACCGAGAAAGAGAUGAGUUUGUCGUCCGAAAGGAAGAUAUUGAUAGUUUGCAGGCCACGAUGAAAGCUGGGAGUGAUCCUCCAGCUAUCUGGAAGGUCCAAAAGGCUUUGUUGCAAAAGUUUGUGCCAGAGUUACGAGAUGGACGCAGAGUCUUUUCAGCCACAAACAGUUAUCUGGGGUACUUUGGAGAUGCAAAAAACAUGUACAGACGAGUUUAUAUCAAGUUUUUGGACACUGUCAAUAAGAGGGAGUAUGUCAGAGUUUGUAGUAGAAAACCUCGCUGUAAGCCCAUGACUUCACUGAGAGGCAUACAGGUAAAAACCCUGCUUGGGCUGACGGCUAACACUUGCACCACCACCGUGUGCCAAAAAAGACUGAAACAGCCCAAGUCCAGAGUAGAACCACCUCCCAAGAAGCGACGGAAAUGGAAAGAGGAGUUUUCUUCUGCUCAUUCUGACACAUCUGCCGAGGAAGAUGACCUAAAGGCCCCAGUACUUGUUACUUCUCGCCUGCUCAACACGAGGACAAUGAAAGAGACGUUUAAGGGCUUUGUGGAACUGCUCUUCACGACUGCAUUUGAUGAGGAUUUGAUUUCUUCUUUAGAAGGAUCCAACGAUGAUUUGCUCCUGCCACACUUGAAGAGGGUGGAUGGGAUUUUAAUCGACAACAAGAAAUGUUUGCUCAAAAAACUUUCUAUUGAAAAUAUUCUUAAGACUGCUUUGGACAGCUUUCCUGAGAUUGCAGUAGUGACAGAGUUGAAAAAGGAUGGUGAAACAGCUUUUAAAAUUCGUCUUAGUGGAAGGGCCUACAACAGGAAAACGAUGAAACCUUACAAGUUACCAAACAAAGUGCCACAGGAAUAUAGUGUUAACCAGCAGCAGACUCGGUGGUUCUCUUUGUACCACUCUUUGCAGCAUUACAAGUACCACACAUACCUUAUGUGUAAAAAUGAGGUGGAGACACUGCGGGUCCAGUCUGGAGAGAUGGGAGCAGAACAGAGUGUACAGAAGUGCCUGCAGAACGGAGCAUGGUUGGAGAGCCUCUUUGAUCGUUUUGGAGAACUCAUCAAUCAGGUGCAGCAGGUCUGCCGAUGA